This is a messenger RNA of Leptonychotes weddellii (Weddell seal), 1242 nucleotides long. NCBI's taxonomy places the organism in Eukaryota, Metazoa, Chordata, Mammalia, Carnivora, Phocidae. The record is from RefSeq and is a predicted model, not a curated record.
AUGAGCAGUAACAAGUUUUAAUCUGGCCCCUCAGUCCUACGCCGCUAAUCUGUGGAGGCAGCUUAUUCCAGUGUCAGCCAGGGUGUAGCCACACCACUCUCGAGCGGAGUGCCGCCCGCCUGCCGGGACACUUCUCACCUCUCCUUCGGCAGCACCUGGAGCAGCAAGACACGGCAGGGAAGGAGUACAUGCUGGGGGCUUCGACCCUCAGGACGGACUCCCUCCUGACGAGUCCUAGGUUGGCCCCCUACACGAGAUAACAUGAAGGAGUGCGUGCUCCUAGCGCUCUUGGCUUUAUGCUCUGCCAAGCCCUCAUUUCACCCUUCGUACGUGACGCUAAAGAACAUGAUGCUGAAGGACGUGGAAGAUGGAGUGGAUGGUGACCCUGAUGAUGACAACUCUCUUUUUCCAACAAGAGAGCCAGUUAACCCCUUUUUCCCUUUUGAUCUGUUUCCAACAUGUCCAUUUGGGUGCCAAUGCUACUCGAGAGUUGUACACUGCUCCGAUCUAGGUUUGUCCUCCGUCCCAAGCAACAUUCCAUUUGAUACUCAAAUGGUUGACCUUCAAAACAAUAAAAUUAAGGAAAUCAAAGAAAAUGAUUUUAAAGGACUCACUUCACUUUACGCUUUGAUCCUGAACAACAAUAAGCUAACAAAGAUUCACCCAAAAGCUUUUCUAACCACAAAGAAGUUGAGAAGGCUCUAUCUGUCCCACAAUCAACUAAGUGAAAUACCAUUUAACCUUCCCAAGUCACUAGCAGAACUCAGAAUUCAUGAUAACAAAGUUAAGAAAAUACAAAAGGAGACAUUCAAAGGAAUGAAUACUUUACAUGUUCUAGAAAUGAGUGCAAACCCUCUCGAUAAUAAUGGGAUUGAACCAGGGGCAUUUGAAGGAGUGACAGUGUUCCAUAUCAGAAUUGCAGAAGCAAAACUGACCUCUGUUCCUAAAGAUCUACCAUCAACUUUACUGGAGCUUCAUUUAGACUAUAAUAAAAUUUCAACAGUGGAACUCGAGGAUUUUAAACGAUACAAAGACCUGCAAAGGCUGGGCCUAGGAAACAACAGAAUCACAGACAUCGAAAAUGGAAGUCUUGCUAACAUACCACGAGUAAGAGAAAUACAUUUGGAAAACAACAAACUAAAAAAAAUCCCUCCAGGAUUACAGGAGUUGAAAUACCUCCAGGUAAAACAUUCUUCCACUUGUGUUUUGUAGAGACUAGUACUUUCCUUUGCUUCUGUGAGA